AUGGGGUCCCCUUACACCGUAACAGUCAGUCCGCCAGCGACCUUAGGACCAGUACCAGACACAGCAAAUGAGAAGCGCCAUUGGGUGAGAGACAGGACAGGAAAAGGGGAACCAAAAAGCUUCAUAAAUCCAUGGGACAGUGCACACGACUUUACUUUUCCCGAACUAUUCAAAACUAUGAUGCACCACAAAUUCCUCUCAGGCAACAGCCAGAAGCCAGACACCACAAAAGCAACAAUCUCAGUCAUGAAACCCAGCUUCCUCUCAUCGAGAACAGGUUCAACGGCUCUACGCGCAACAUGGCUAGGACAUGCAUGUCAUUACAUUGAAUUCCCCACCGGUCUCCGCGUCCUCUUCGACCCCGUAUUCGAAGAGCGCUGCUCGCCCUUCUCCUGGCUGGGUCAUAAGAGAUUCACACCCUGCCCCUGCGAUGUUUCCGAUAUCCCCAUCAUAGACUGCGUCAUAAUAAGCCACUCCCACUACGACCACCUCUCCCUCCCCAGCAUCCUCUCCAUCCACAAACACCACCCAUCAGCGCACUUCCUCGUCCCAAAGGGUCUCAAAUCCUGGUUCACAGCCACAGGCAUCACUACCGUCACGGAGCUCGACUGGUGGGAAGACGUAGACCUGACAUUAACCCCCACCCCCGAAACCUCGUCUCCAACAUCUACCUCCUCGCAACCCGAAAAAAUCACAGCACGCAUCUCCUGCCUCCCAGCCCAACACACCUCAGCACGCACCCCCUUCGACAAAGGCCUCACGCUAUGGGCAACCUGGUCCGUCUCCUCAGGCCCCAAAUCCGUCUUCUUCGGCGGCGACACCGGGUAUCGACGCGUUCCCCUCCCUUCCUCCUCCCCCUCCCCCUCCACCUCACUCUCUCACCUGCCCGUCUGCCCAGCCUUCAAAGAAAUCGGAGAAUUCCGCGGCCCGUUCGAUCUUGGCCUAUUACCGAUAGGAGCCUACAGACCUCGACACGUGUUGAGCGCCGUGCACUCGGAUCCGUUUGACGCGGUGGAGAUCUUCAAGGAUACGAGAUGUAGGAGGGCGGUGGGCGUGCAUUGGGGGACGUGGGCUGUGGCUGAGGAGGAGGUUAUGGAGCCGCCGAGGCUGUUGGCGGAGGCGGUGGAGAGGAGUGGGUUGGGGGAGGGGGUUUUUGGGGUUUGUGGGGUGGGGGAGACGAGGGAGUUUUGA
Molecule: messenger RNA, 1191 nt
Organism: Mollisia scopiformis
Lineage: Eukaryota; Fungi; Ascomycota; Leotiomycetes; Helotiales; Mollisiaceae
Product: Metallo-hydrolase/oxidoreductase
Exons: 3
Coding region: 1-1191 (396 amino acids)
Biological process (GO): N-acylphosphatidylethanolamine metabolic process; N-acylethanolamine metabolic process
Cellular component (GO): cytoplasm; membrane-bounded organelle
Molecular function (GO): N-acylphosphatidylethanolamine-specific phospholipase D activity; zinc ion binding
Source: RefSeq, a predicted model, not a curated record